AAGGCGUGCUCGGUGGAAGGUUGUGAGAAGAGUGCUCAGCGCAAGGGACUGUGUUAUGCUCAUGGUGGCAAACCGUCCGAGGCCAAGCGGUGCACCGUGCCCGGCUGUUUGAUGGUCGCGCGGACGAGGAAUUUGUGCAGAGCGCAUGGCGGAGGCGCUCCUCAGUGUGAAGUGGAAGGCUGCGAGAAGGUGGCAGAGCCGGGAGGUCGCUGCGGAGCCCAUGGCGGAGGCAAGCGGUGCAAGGAGGAGGGCUGCACCAAGAGAAGGAUGACGAAAGGGCUGUGCUGGGAUCAUGGCGGUGGCAAGAGGUGCAAGCUGGAGUGGUGCGAUAGUCGAGCGGACAGGAGUGGGUUUUGCAGCGCUCAUUUGGCGGAGAAGCGGGGUGUGGAGGCGCCUAGGAAUGCGUCUGAUGACAAUUGGGGCAUUGAUAGCGACGGCGACGAGAUG
Phytophthora sojae is the source of this 447-nucleotide messenger RNA. RefSeq lists its product as hypothetical. The annotation marks the transcript as partial. The transcript has a single exon. Lineage: Eukaryota; Oomycota; Peronosporomycetes; Peronosporales; Peronosporaceae. The record is from RefSeq and is a predicted model, not a curated record.